GCUCGUUUCGCUUCUUGUUCCGCUUCCCUCAGACGUAUUCAACCAAUUUUAUAGAAACUGAUGAAGUUCUUGUCAAGGGCAGGGUCAUCUGCUGCCUUAUUUCUACUCGCCUUGGGCGUCUCUAAAACAAAUGCAUUCUAUUUACCCGGUGUCGCGCCCAUCGACUAUGUUAACGGCGAUGCUGUUCCACUUUACGUGAAUUCCUUGACACCAAUGUCGAAUCAACAACUCAAGUCUGUACUUGCAUACGAUUAUUAUGAUCCGCGAUUCCAUUUCUGCCAACCUGAAGGUGGUCCUCAGCAACAGUCCGAGAGUUUGGGCAGCAUCUUGUUUGGUGAUCGUAUUUUCACUUCUCCUUUUGAGUUGUUUAUGGGCAAAAAUGAAAAAUGCAAACGACUUUGCAAAACAUCGGCUAUCCCUAAAGAAGAUGCUCAGUAUAUCAACCAAUGUAUUGCAGACACGUAUGCCCUGAAUUUUGUUGUCGAUGGCCUUCCAGCAGCCCAUAUUGCGAUCGACGAACGCACCAAGGAAGAAUAUUACAAUAUUGGCGUUCGAUUGGGCGAGAAUGAUGGCACUGCCGCUUUAAACAACCAUUACUCGAUCAAUAUCGAGUACCACGAAUUGCCUGGUGAAAAGAAACGCGUGGUUGGUGUGCUUGUUAGCGCAUCCAGUCAUGACACCAAGAUUGAUGGGAAGGGCAACCCUGUCUGUGAUCCGGAUAGUCCGGCUGUGCAUUUGAAGGAAGAUGGUUCUUCUGAGGUUGUCUAUACCUACAGUGUGACUUGGACUCCUUCAACGACUGCAUGGGCUACGCGUUGGGAUAACUAUCUCCACGUGGUUGAUCCUUCGAUCCAUUGGUUCUCGCUGGUUAACUCGAUCGUGAUUGUUCUUUUCUUGACGGGCAUGGUUGCCAUGAUUUUAUUGCGUGCUUUGCACAAAGACAUCUCGCGCUACAAUGCUGUCGAGGCUCAGGAAGAUGUUCAGGAAGAUUAUGGCUGGAAGUUGGUUCAUGGUGAUGUGUUCCGUGCCCCUGCUCGUCCCAUGUUGCUCUCUGUGCUUGUUGGUAGCGGCUCCCAAUUGGUCGCCAUGACCGCUUUGACUCUUGUUUUCGCUGUGCUGGGCUUCUUGUCCCCAUCGAACCGUGGUGCUCUUGCCACUGUGAUGGUUGUCUUUUUCAUGAUCUUUGGCUGCAUUUCCGGAUUUGUUUCCGCUCGUAUUUACAAGAUGAACGGCGGCGACAAGUGGAAGCUCAACAUUUUUUUGGCUGCUACCAUGUUGCCAGGCAUUCUUUUGAGCACCUUCUUUGCUCUGAACUUCUUUCUAAUCGGUUCAAAAUCCUCGGGCGCUGUGCCUUUUGGCACUAUGGUUGCCCUAAUCGGCAUCUGGCUCUUGAUCUCAAUUCCUUUGAGCGCCGUCGGAUCCUACUUUGGUUUCCGCAAAGCCAAGGUCGAACACCCUGUCCGAACGAACCAGAUCCCUCGCCAAAUCCCUGACCAGCCAUUCUACUUGCGCCCUAUCCCAUCCAUCCUUAUGGGCGGUGUCUUGCCAUUCGGCUCCAUCUUUAUCGAACUCUACUUUAUCAUGAACAGCAUCUGGUUCCAUAGAAUUUACUAUGGUAUCGGUUUCUUGUUCUUGGUCUUUGUCGUCUUGAUCUUGACGUGCUGUGAAGUCACAAUUCUGUUGUGCUACUUCCACUUGUGCAGCGAGGAUUAUCACUGGUCCUGGCGCGCAUUUGCAACCGCCGGUGCAGCUGGUGUCUAUGUGUUCUUGUACUCGGCCUUGUACUAUUUCACAAAGUUGGAUAUCAACAGUUUGACAAGCACUGUGCUGUACUUUGGUUAUUCUGGUGUUAUUUCGCUGUUGUGCAGCUUGUUGACAGGUGCUGUUGGUUAUUUGGCCUGUCUGGUCUUCUUGCAAAGAAUCUUUGCUAGCAUCAAGGUUGAUUAAAUCAAUCGUGCUACAUCCUCUAAACUAGAGAAACGCAAAAAAAAAUACUUCUUCGUCUCCGUCAUCUAUAACUUCGCUAGCUAUUCACCCUCACGUCUCUCUCCUCCUCUUCCUCUACCAUACACAGACAUUUGAACAAACACUGUCACGCAUUUCUAACGUAUUAUAUCACAAAAAUAAAGAUAAAAAAAGUGUAAGAUGAUGCA
Molecule: messenger RNA, 2153 nt
Organism: Zychaea mexicana
Lineage: Eukaryota; Fungi; Mucoromycota; Mucoromycetes; Mucorales; Lichtheimiaceae
Exons: 6
Coding region: 61-1947 (628 amino acids)
Biological process (GO): vacuolar transport; protein localization to membrane
Cellular component (GO): membrane
Source: RefSeq, a predicted model, not a curated record